CAUUACCACAUGGACAUCAUUUUAGAAAAUUUCAAAAAGACGGGGAAAUGCAACUUGCAAUUGGGAAAAGAAAGCCUGGUAAACGUGAUGGGAUCAUUUGCACUGCCGAAAAACAGCAAAUACACAAAAACUGUGAACCAAGGGCUGUUGGAGAUCAUAGAGGCUGGAUUAGUCGACUACUGGGAUGUCAUGCUCCGACCUAUGCCGCUUCAGUGUUUGAAAAAUAUCGGAAAAGGCAGCAACAUGUUGAAAUUAAAGAGUAAAAAACCGCCGGCUCUGACCCUCAAGAAUUUGACUGGAGCUUUUGUCAUUCUGCUGUUGGGAUUUAGCCUUUCAUUAUUGGCAUUUCUUUGCGAGAAAAUCGUUUCAAUGCCUAGCCGCAAUCGCCGACGCUUGGAACAAGCUAAAAUGAAAUUCGUCAAUAAAUCGGCAAACACUUUUCAAGAAAAGUCUGCGGCAAUCAAAAUAAAAGGAGAAACCAUUUCAACACCCGCACCAAUGAAACAAUAACUAUUUGAUUCAUCCUCUUACUUUUUCUUAGAUGCAACCUUCGCCCGCUUAUACUGAAACACGCAAAAAUCCAAAGAAUGUUGGAACACAUCACACCACGUAACACAAAACAUUUUGUGGCUUAAUCAAUACACAUAUUUGUCGUAGUG
This is a messenger RNA of Daphnia pulex (common water flea), 659 nucleotides long. Its product is annotated as ionotropic receptor 93a-like. The coding region runs from base 10 to 510 and encodes 166 amino acids. NCBI's taxonomy places the organism in Eukaryota, Metazoa, Arthropoda, Branchiopoda, Diplostraca, Daphniidae. The transcript is spliced from 2 exons. The record is from RefSeq and is a predicted model, not a curated record.